Messenger RNA from Astrephomene gubernaculifera, 2786 nucleotides. Lineage: Eukaryota; Viridiplantae; Chlorophyta; Chlorophyceae; Chlamydomonadales; Astrephomenaceae. The record is from the annotation of a GenBank genome assembly.
CUCACAUCUCUCACCUUCUGUUAAUACAACUCAACGCCUACUACUUUGCUUUCGUCGUGGCGUAAAUUUGAAACGUCCCAUUUUACGUUCCCUUUUCAUGUGCCUUUCUUUCUUUUCUGCAUAACUAUAUAAUCAUGGCUGCUCGCAUUCAACGUAGUCUCGUGCUCGCUCCAACCAUAGUUCAGCAAGGUCCAUUAAUUGCGGCUAUGCGGAGGAUGGGCGUGGACUUCGGAACUUGCAAGCCGUUCCCACUACUUGAAGGGAGCGCCAUCACCCUGGAUCGCUUGAACAAUGCCCUUCCGCCAUCUACACGACUUGGGAUCGUCGUCUAUGAUGAUAUCCAAACGGCUACCAUCCUCUAUCGAAAUACUCAGCAUGGCGGCCCUGGUAGCGUUGGAAAAUGGUCGGCCUACAAGGUUGCAGACAACGGCCUUGUAUCUGUCGAUGUUGCUUCAGCACUCCUGCCGGAACGCUUCUUCAGCCAAGUUGUUGUGACCAUGAAAACCGCCGCCGGUGACAGCGUCGAUCCGGCAUCCGUGGAGGAGAUGCUGGCUCGCUUGUGGGCGACGCCCAUUCUAGAUUUCGCUUGGCCAAUCGCUUGCCUUCCAGGUGCCACGUUCAGCCUGGAUGGGCGCACCAACCUUGUCUGGAACUCCAGCUUGCGCUUGCCCGAGCAAGCCAAGACGUUUGUGUACGCUCGCAUUGACGACCUGGGUCGACAGGCGUUCUACGUUGCCGGCACUUCCCUGUUCGGUGACGUCCGCGUGCUGUCCGUCCCCCAAGAGGACAUCGAACCCCUUGUCAGCAUCAGACGUGGCGGUGGCUUCACGCGGUGGCUUCCCGGCCUCGCUAUUGUUGACACAUCCGCAAGUACCGCAGUCAUGCCCCACGUUGCUGACGUCGCCAACCUCGCCAGCGCUGUAUCGCAGUCCCGCCACGCUUUCGUGCCUACCAUUAACGUCCGGUAUCGCGUAAUGCCAAACGCCGAUACCUACUACCGAAUGGUCUGUGAACGGGUAUCUUCUGAACCGACCAAGUCGCUACCGCGGGGCAUUCCCGUUCCUUCUACGGAUCCGCAAACCAGGCGAGACUACCCGCCGGCGGCACAGCCUGAACCGCACAGAACGACGCUUGCUGAAAGGCCCACACGCCGCUUCUCAACAACAUAAUAACGUCUGCUCGUGAGGCAAUCGUCGAGAACGACGCACGGCAGGCCACCAUCUUCGACGCGCGGUCUCGCAAGGAGUGGAGUGCAUUGUGCGCCGCCCGCAGACGGCCAUUGCCGCCCGUCCUUGCGACCGUGCGAUACAACGGUCGCCAGCUUCCUGAUGUCCUCUUACCGAUGAACGCCCUGGGCGUUGCGCUAUCCAUGACAACAUCCGCCAGCAAACGCGUUUGCUGGUCCCAGGACGAGAUAGCGGGUUGGAGCCCUGGCGGUGCGCACGUUGACGCCUGGCUAGGCGGCUGCUUGGAGCCGGGUAUGAUUCUCGAAACGCUGUGCUUCCCCAGCUCCUCGCAGCAGCCUGCACGCCGAGCAGCUGGUGUCGUUGUCUCCAUUCCGCCUGACAUCCCUAUCAGCGUCUUGUGCUUUUGCGACAACUGUGCAUCGAACAGCGACCUCACGGGUCGCAUUGUGAAUCUUUCGACAUUCGAGCAACACGGCUGCGCCCAUCCAGCAGGCAGCAACGCAUGCCGCUGUAGCAGUGUCCCUGGGUGCGUGCGUGCUCUAGUUCGUAUGGAGGAUGCACCUCCGAUGUGGCGGCCUCUAUGGCGUUGGGCGCGUAUCGAGCAGAUCUCCUGUGCCGACCAUGCCGUUGAGCCUCGGCUGGACUGGAACUGCUUAUGGACCAGCACCAAGCCGCCCGACACGUCGCAACUACAACUCACUGACACGCCACCGCCGCCUGGCUGGAACGGUCGAGGCUAUCCGUCCGAGGCACCCGGUGCUUGGUAUCCGUAGAGUUACAAGUGCCACUCGAUUGUCUCGCAUAAUUUGGCACGUCGCUUUGGUUGGUUCACGUGAUUGGUUGGUGCACGUUGGUAUGCCGUCGGGGAUAUGCCGUAUGGAGGUAGGCGCGAAAAGGGUGGAGAAGAAAAAUGCUAGGAGAGAGAACAACGGACGCAGGAGGAGUGGAGACAAAUAGAAUAGGGCCGGGAAAUAAGGAAAGGAAACACCUGCAAAUAGAAGAGCAUGGUUUGGGAGGGGGGGCUACAAGUUGGUUCAUGCUAUUCAGGGCGAGCAGGGUGUCAUACCCAUGCCGUAAAAUAUGGAAGACUGAACGCCUCUUGGCAACAUGCCGUUUUCGAAAGGCCUCUUGGCAACAAAUAGUGAACGGCAGCGUAUACUGUACGGAUGUGUGUCAUGUUUUUUUGACAUGGCGCCUGACAUGCAUGAAUGAUGCUUUGAACGGUUAACCGCCUGCAUUUCUACGCCAUCCGGUCCAAUGCAUACGCUAUCUGCACAUUUCUUAUAUAGUAACCAUCGAACUGCGAGUGGCUCAUUUGAUCGAUUAUGGUUCAGUUGACAAUACUGCGCGAGGGAGGUGAAGAGGGCCGUCCAAAACCGCGCCCUAACCCAUGCCGUACAGUACACCCAUGUGAGACGAUGCUACUCAGAUGCCGCCAGAGCGAUCUUAGCGAUCGUUCGAAUAACGAAGGAGCGGCACGGGGCAUGGGGAACUUGAAGGGAGGUGGGAGCCCAUUCAUUUGGUCAGUCGCAACAGCGUAGUGUCCGAGGCUCAUUGUUCUCAUGUCGGACGCCUUGGCUUCAGUUUGCACUGCCGGUG